CAGGCUUCCCAGCCUGCCCCGCGCUUCCCAGGCUCGGGCAGUCGCUGCAGCGGGCGCGCGUCCCCGUCCCCGGCUCGUUCCGUGCUAUGGCGGCCUACAGCAAAUACCUGACGGCGCGGAACUCUUCGCUGGCUGGGGCCGCCUUCCUAGUCCUCUGUCUGCUCCAUAAGCGGCGUCGCGCCGCCGCCGCCGCCGCCUCCCGUGCUGGAGGCCCGCAGCACGGUAAGAAAAGUGGAAAACCACCAUUACAGAGCAAUGAGAAAGAAGGAAAGAAAGAGCGGGCUGUGGUGGACAAGGUGUUCUUUUCAAGAAUUCAACGAAUUCUGAAAAUUAUGGUUCCUAGAACGUUCUGUAAAGAGACAGGUUACUUGAUACUUAUUGCUGUUAUGCUGGUUUCUCGCACAUACUGUGAUGUUUGGAUGAUUCAAAAUGGGACACUUAUUGAAAGUGGAAUUAUAAGCAGAAAUAAGAUAUCAUUCAAGAAACAGUUUGUAAAGUUUAUAGCUGCCACUCCAAUGAUCUCUUUGGUGAAUAACUUUUUGAAGUUUGGGUUAAAUGAACUUAAGCUGUGCUUCCGAGUAAGACUCACUAAAUACCUCUAUGAGGAAUAUCUCCAAGCUUUCACUUAUUAUAAAAUGGGAAAUCUGGAUAAUAGAAUAGCUAAUCCAGACCAGCUGCUUACACAGGAUGUGGAAAAGUUUUGUAACAGUGUAGUAGAUCUCUACUCAAACCUUAGUAAGCCAUUUUUAGAUAUAGUUUUGUAUAUCUUCAAGUUAACAAGUGCAAUUGGAGCUCAGGGACCGGCUAGUAUGAUGGCCUAUUUGGUUGUCUCAGGCUUUUUCCUGACCCGCCUCAGGAGACCCAUUGGUAAGAUGACAAUAACUGAACAAAAAUAUGAAGGAGAAUAUAGAUAUGUCAAUUCUCGGCUCAUCACAAACAGUGAAGAAAUUGCCUUUUACAAUGGGAAUAAAAAAGAAAAGCAAACAAUUCAUUCAGUCUUCCGUAAACUGGUGGAACACUUACAUAAUUUCAUCUUAUUUCGAUUCUCCAUGGGAUUUGUUGAUAGCAUUAUUGCCAAAUAUUUUGCCACUGUGGUUGGUUACCUGGUUGUUAGUCGUCCUUUCCUGGACUUAUCACACCCUCGACAUCUUAAGAGUACGCAUUCAGAACUUUUGGAGGAUUACUACCAAAGUGGAAGAAUGCUUCUGAGAAUGUCUCAAGCUCUGGGCAGAAUAGUCUUGGCUGGUCGUGAAAUGACCAGAUUAGCUGGUUUCACAGCUCGGAUUACAGAAUUAAUGCAAGUACUGAAGGACUUGAAUAAUGGCAAAUAUGAACGCACAAUGGUAUCUCAGCAAGAGAAAGGUACUGAAGGAGCUCAAGUCAUUCCCUUGAUCCCUGGUGUAGGAGAAAUCAUCAAUUUAGAUAAUGUUAUUAAGUUUGAUCAUGUUCCUUUAGCAACACCAAAUGGAGAUAUCUUGAUUCGUGAUCUUAACUUUGAAGUUCGAUCUGGAGCAAAUGUUUUGAUUUGUGGUCCAAAUGGAUGUGGAAAAAGUUCACUUUUUCGUGUUCUUGGUGAACUGUGGCCUCUCUUUGGUGGGCGUCUGACUAAACCUGAAAGAGGAAAACUGUUUUAUGUGCCCCAGAGACCUUAUAUGACGCUUGGAACACUUCGAGACCAAGUGAUUUAUCCAGAUGGGAAAGAGGACCAGAAAAGGAAGGGGAUAUCUGAUCAGGUGCUGAAGGAAUACUUAGAUAAUGUCCAGUUGGGUCACAUCUUGGAACGGGAAGGAGGCUGGGACAGUGUUCAGGACUGGAUGGAUGUACUCAGUGGUGGAGAAAAACAAAGAAUGGCGAUGGCAAGAUUAUUUUACCAUAAACCCCAGUUUGCCAUUUUAGAUGAAUGUACUAGUGCUGUUAGUGUUGAUGUAGAAGGCUACAUUUACAGUCAUUGCCGGAAGGUUGGUAUCACUCUUUUCACUGUAUCUCAUAGAAAAUCCCUCUGGAAACACCAUGAGUAUUAUCUGCAAAUGGAUGGGAGAGGCAAUUAUGAGUUCAAGCAGAUAACUGAAGACACAGUUGAGUUUGGCUCGUAAAAUUUGAAGAAUUAGAGCUGCUUUCUUGAAAUAGGUUCAGAGCACCCAUGGAAAUACAAAGUACCUUGUAAAAUAAAGUUAUUAAGCUUGUUUAAAAACAAUUAACUCUAGGUAUAGAAUAAUCCAAAACAAGCGAUUAAAAAACAUUUAAUAUUA
Messenger RNA from Phascolarctos cinereus (koala), 2249 nucleotides. RefSeq names its product ATP binding cassette subfamily D member 3 (gene ABCD3). Gene Ontology annotation, molecular function: long-chain fatty acid transmembrane transporter activity; ATP binding; ATP hydrolysis activity. Gene Ontology annotation, cellular component: peroxisomal membrane; peroxisome. The record is from RefSeq and is a predicted model, not a curated record. Lineage: Eukaryota; Metazoa; Chordata; Mammalia; Diprotodontia; Phascolarctidae. Gene Ontology annotation, biological process: fatty acid beta-oxidation; long-chain fatty acid import into peroxisome; very long-chain fatty acid catabolic process.